Strongylus vulgaris is the source of this 267-nucleotide messenger RNA. Lineage: Eukaryota; Metazoa; Nematoda; Chromadorea; Rhabditida; Strongylidae. The record is from the annotation of a GenBank genome assembly.
AUGAAAAUCAAUCAAAAGCUUCUUGACGUUUGGGACUACGAAACUGGUUCUUGCACAUAUACAUUGACUGGCCACACGAAUCGUGUCUAUUCUUUGUUGCUGGAUGCACCGCGCAGUAUUGUUGUCAGUGGCAGUCUCGACACAACUAUAAGAGUAUGGGACAUAGCCAAAGGUUUAUGUAUCUGUGUUUUGUCUGGACACCAUUCUUUAACAUCGGGUAUGCAGCUUAGAGGCGAUAUUCUGGUAUCUUGCAAUGCCGAUAGUGAC